Molecule: messenger RNA, 2797 nt
Organism: Microplitis mediator
Lineage: Eukaryota; Metazoa; Arthropoda; Insecta; Hymenoptera; Braconidae
Product: leucine-rich repeat-containing protein 15
Exons: 6
Coding region: 247-2676 (809 amino acids)
Cellular component (GO): extracellular matrix
Molecular function (GO): protein binding
Source: RefSeq, a predicted model, not a curated record
GUGAACAUAACGACACGCCCUGUUAAUUUUUUUACUCUUAAGAGUUUUGAUUUUUAAAAAAAUUCUAUAAUUCAAAAUUUUAAAUUGAAAAUAAAGUUUUGGUUGUCGUUUUCUAAUUAGAAUUUUAAUAAAUAUGACACUUUGUGUGUCACUUAUUAAACUCGCGGAGUUUGCUGAGAGAGAUAAAGAAAAUAAUCAAUGUGAAUAAUCGAUAAGUUAUUAAUUUACAAAUAAUAAUUAUAAAUAAUGGGGAGUGGUAAGAUAUUUAUAAUUUUAGUCAUUAAUUUUUUCUCAAAUUGUCGAUCAUACUGCCCGGAUAAAUGUGAGUGUAGAUUGGAACGAGCACCUUGGAGUGUUGUUUGUUCUCAUCAGGAGCUCAAUGAAUUUCCAAAGAAAAUCAGCGGCUUGUCAGAAGUUUUGGAUCUAUCGAACAACAAUUUAAAGAAUAUUCCAGCAGAUAUAGGCCGUCUUAGAGAGUUGAAGAACAUAAAUUUGUCGAUAAAUGAAUUGACGAAAUUACCAGAAGAGUUUGAAAACUUGUGGAAACUUGAACAGCUUGACUUAAGUGACAAUUAUUUUUCAAACAUCGGGUUUAUUGAAGUUAUAUCAAGUUUACCGAAUUUAAAGCAUUUGACUUUGAAAAAAAAUCCGUUGACUAGUAUACAGGAUUUGGAAAAUUCGAGCGUUCGCUAUUUAGAUGCUAGCGAAUGUUCAAUUAGUUAUCUGAACAAUAGCUCAUUGAUUGGAUUUCCCAAUUUGAUGUCACUGAAGUUGGAUAAAAAUCCAUUGAAAUCAAUUGAUAAUUUGAGUAACCAAAAUCUCAAGUGGUUGGAUUUGUCAAAUUGUUUGUUAAAUUUUUUACAUCCAAAUACUUUUGUAAAUACACCGGAACUUGAGCAGCUGCGCAUGUCUAAUAAUCCAACAUUAGUUUACAGCAGCAGAAAAGAAACAUUAAAGCAUGAGAAACUAAAGCGACUUGACGUCUCAAAAUGUAACUUGGAUCGGCCAGGACUACACGGUCUUCCGUCACUAACCCACGCAAUACUCUCCCACAAUACAAUUCGUCUGCUGCCUGAUCGAAUAUUCUCAAAAAAUAAAAAACUCACACGUCUAUAUUUAAAUAACAACGGGUUGACGCAAGUAAACCAAAGUUCUUUUGUCGGGUUACCAGAGCUAGAUAUACUAGAUUUAUCAAACAAUAAUUUGAAAUAUUUACCAUGGAAUCUACUCCGCGACAAUGCUGACUUACGUCUGGUUAAUUUGUCUUACAAUAACAUCAACGAAAUGCCUAAAAACUUUACAACCUCAGUCCUGAUUGUCGAUCUGUCAUACAAUUUAAUUGAAUAUAUUCCCAAAGAAAGUUUGUCGCAGAUGCCAGCAUUAAAAAUUUUAGAUUUAAGUAAAAAUAGACUGGAGUCAUUUACUUCCGGUGUGGAAUCACAAACUCUGCAAAGUCUAAAUUUAGAAGGCAACAGAUUAACCCGACUAUCAAAUGAUAGUUUUGCUUACUUACCAUCUCUCGAUAAUAUAAAUUUAUCUGGUAAUCGACUAACAGAAGGUAUUAGUCACAGCAUAUUUAGUUUUAACGACAACCUCAAUACAAUAAUUCUAAACGACAAUCCCUGGCGUUGUGACUGCGCACAAUUGUAUUCAUCAUAUUAUUAUCUUACUCAGUCAUCAAAAACGGCAUCGUCGAGUCUUAUAUGUGAAAGUCCAGCAAAUGUAUCUGGAUAUUCAUGGUCGACAGCAUGUCGAUCUGUUUGGAACCGGGACCGUACAGAAAUUCGACAAUCUGACAGGACUUAUGGAUUAGUAGUAAUGGGAUUUUUGAUAGCUGUCCUAAUUUUUGGAAGCAUUGUUUCUGUUACUCAUACUUUCAAAGAAAAAAGACGUCAAGCUUUAUUGAGAUUACGUGAAGCUGAACGUGCGGAAGCUAGGGAACGAUUGAUUCUUCAUAGACGAAGUCAAAUAGAAGAGUCAAGACGCCAAGAAAAUAUUCCACGUGUACAUCCAGAAGAAUUAAUAGGACCGCCUACCUAUGAAGAAGCUGUUCAAAUGCCUAGACUUGCUCGAUCACUAGAAACAUUGGAUACAAUAUCAAUAGAGGGAAUCGGUCAAUCUGCACAAUCCCUUGAUCACGAGACAUUUAAUCGCAAAAGACGGAGACAACGCAAGCGCGUAGUAAAACGGACUAAAAGUGAGGACACUCUUGACUCCAGAACCCGAGAUACUCAAAGCUCUACCCGUAGGGUAAGAAAUUUAUCGCAAAGUAGACGACCCAGUGCAGCAUCAACUAGAAGAGUUGAACCUAAACGCUCGGAUAGAAACUUAGAUCGACGUCACCCCAAUGAAUCCGAAGCCUCUGGCGUUGAGAACAAUUGGGAAAGGACUCUGAGAUCGCGCCCGAGCUCGAGAAAAAAUAAGCGACUAAUAAAGCGAGACGAGCACUCGAGUGACGACGAGGAUUCGGAUGUACUUAAAAAUCCUACGGUCAGUACGAGGCGUGGAGUCGAUCUUGAUAACAUACGGGUGAUCGAAUUACCACGUGAGCCUCGUAGUGGAACCUACAAACCGCCGGUAUCUCCAUCUCUUUACACUCCAUCCUCGCCUUCACUGAUUUCCUCACCAGAACCGUGUGACACUAAUCAACAAAUUUCUAGAAGUAGAUUUAUUUAAUAUUAAUAUCAUCAAUGAUAAUUAUUAUAUUUUAUACAAAUACCUAUAAUAUAAAAAUCAUUUUUAUCUAUUAAUUUUUUUAUUGAUAAAUUGUAAUUUUUUUUAUGAUACUGAAGUUAGC